This is a messenger RNA of Phoenix dactylifera (date palm), 2423 nucleotides long. RefSeq names its product serine/threonine-protein kinase STY46-like. Gene Ontology annotation, biological process: protein phosphorylation. The record is from RefSeq and is a predicted model, not a curated record. Gene Ontology annotation, molecular function: ATP binding; protein serine/threonine kinase activity. Lineage: Eukaryota; Viridiplantae; Streptophyta; Magnoliopsida; Arecales; Arecaceae.
UUCCUACAUCCAAGAGUUGAAUUCUUUAACAACUUCUCGCUUCCCUUGCUUCGUCCUUGCCCAUAAUCCCACCUCCACCUCGCCGCCUUUCGUGUCUCUAUACAUCUGCGGUUCUCCUCUUCCUCUCUCCCUUCCCCUCCCUCUCCUUCUUUCCUUUUUCUUUUGAAGAGAUAAAAAGCCUCGUCUUUGGCUCACGUGGGAUCUUUGGGGCAAAAGGGACCGAGGGAUCGCUUUCAUUGCUUCUUCUCUGGGUUUCUCUUCUCCUUUUCUUGCUUUUUUUUCUGGCUGGUUUCGUGGAUGGUGGCGAUGGGGGAAAGCACGGAGAGCUGCGGCAGUCGGGCGGCCGACGCGUCCCCGGCGGCGCAGCCGCGACAGCAGCAGCAGCGGCACAAGCUGGAGGUCUACAACGAGGUGCUCCGCCGCCUCAGGGAGGCCGGGCUGCCGGAGGCGCUGUCGCCAUCCUUUGAGGACGAUCUGUGGGCCCACUUCAAUCGCCUCCCCGCACGCUAUGCGAUGGAUGUGAAUGUGGAGAGGGCAGAAGAUGUUCUCACGCAUAAGAAAUUGUUGGAGCUGGCACAUGAUCCUGCCAAUAGGCCCGCCUUUGAGGUCCGAUUAGUUCAGGUGUCUCCAGUCCUUGAUGGUAAGCAAGCUGAUUCUUUUGAUUCCAACAAACCAGGGGAGGAAGAUGCUCAACCUACUUCAAAUUACUUAAGUAGGCAAAGCAGCCACCCCCCUCCAGCCUUCGGCUCAUCACCGAAUCUAGAGGCACUUGCCCUUGAAGCCAGCAAGCAAUAUGUUCAAGAUGCAGAUAGUGCUACAAACACCUUUGCAUGCUUUACCAGGCCCAUGCAUGAAGUUACCUUUUCAACUGAUGACAAGCCAAAGCUUCUCAGUCAGUUGACUGCAUUGCUUGCUGAGGUUGGCCUUAACAUCCAAGAAGCACAUGCAUUUUCAACAAAUGAUGGCUACUCGUUAGAUGUCUUUGUUGUUGAUGGCUGGCAUUAUGAGGAAAUAGAGCAGCUUAGGGAUGCAUUGCAGAAGGAAAUUCAUAAGAUUGAGAAGCAAGCAUGGUCAAAGACUCAGUCAUGGUCUCCUAUACUGGAAAAUGCACAAACUUUGGAGGUGUCUCUACCUGACCAUGUCCAAAUACCUACGGAUGGGACUGAUGUAUGGGAAAUUGAUUUCAGGCUGCUGAAGUUUGGAAAUAAAGUGGCAUCUGGAUCAUAUGGUGAUCUUUACCGGGGAACAUACUGUAGUCAGGAUGUUGCUAUUAAAGUACUUAAGCCUGAGCGCACAAAUGCAGAUAUGCUGAGAGAAUUUGCACAGGAAGUCUAUAUAAUGAGAAAAGUUCGCCACAAGAAUGUCGUGCAGUUUAUUGGUGCAUGUACCAGACCUCCUAGCGUAUGUAUUGUUACAGAGUUUAUGUCAGGUGGAAGUGUGUAUGACUUUCUUCAUAAACAGAAAGGUGUUUUUAAGCUUCCGGCAUUGCUCAGAGUAGCAAUUGAUAUAUCCAAGGGAAUGAACUACUUGCAUCAAAAUAAUAUUAUCCACAGGGACCUAAAGGCUGCCAAUCUUCUGAUGGAUGAAAAUGAGGUUGUCAAGGUUGCAGAUUUUGGCGUUGCUCGUGUUAAAUCUCAAUCUGGAGUUAUGACUGCUGAAACAGGAACAUAUCGUUGGAUGGCACCUGAGGUCAUAGAACAUAAGCCCUAUGAUCACAAGGCUGAUGUUUUUAGCUUCGGAAUUGUGCUUUGGGAGCUGCUCACAGGAAAGAUUCCAUAUGAAUACCUAACACCACUGCAAGCAGCAGUUGGCGUGGUUCAAAAGGGCCUGAGGCCUACAAUACCAAAACAUACUCAUCCCAAGGUUGCUGAACUGCUCGAGAAAUGCUGGCAGCAAGACCCGGCUCAAAGGCCAGACUUUUCAGAAAUACUGGAGAUACUCCAGCUAAUGGCCAAGGAGGUCGGUAAUGAACCUGAGGAUCGUCGUAAGGAAAAGUCAUCAGGUGGGUUUCUCUCAGUUCUCAGGCGGGGCCACUGAAGCAGGAGAGCUGUCCAUGAAUCACUGCGUGGUCUCAUCAUGGGCAGUUUAUGGUCCUUGGCAGGAUGGUUCCUUACCUGUACAGUGUUUGAUUGGAUAACCUGGUUCUUUGUUCCUAAUUUGCGUGUUCUAAUUCUUUUGCCAUCUAAUUGCUGUCAUGUCUAUCUUUCAACAAAUGGAAAUAUAAUGUCGGGUGGGAAAGAGAUCAUGUAUCCAAGUGCAGGAGUCUGUGAUCCCGUUUUUUGACCCCUAACCAUGAAGUUAAUUGGGGUUGUUGCUGUGCUUCUGUAACCCUUUUCGGCCUGUCAUCUCUAUGAGUGGAUCUGAACCUUUUUGUUCAUUUUUAUGGAUUGAAUUAUUUUACAAAGUUUUGAGAUUUAUCACAA